Molecule: messenger RNA, 1662 nt
Organism: Phytomonas sp. Hart1
Lineage: Eukaryota; Euglenozoa; Kinetoplastea; Trypanosomatida; Trypanosomatidae
Source: the annotation of a GenBank genome assembly
AUGCCGCCGUCGUCUAUUGGGCUGAUCUCACAGACAGAGACAAACUCCGAUGGGGCGUUAGUGCCUACAGAAAAUACCAGCGACUCUAAUGAAAGUCAAGGCAGCUCUCUUUCUCAAGUUUUACGAAUAAGCUCACGAAACAACGACGAAGCGCUUAAACGGCUUCCAAGUUCCCCAAAGGAACUCAUACUACGCAUAGAUCGUCAACGGAACGAAAUACGACUUCUCCAAGAGGAAAAUUUGAAGCUCAAAUCGCGUGAAGUCGAAGUAUCGGCGCUGACGCUAAAACUUCAGCAGCAGUUCGCGGCAACGCAAAACCAAGUUGCGAAUUUGAAACGAAACAUCCAGCUCCAGCUCGUGAACCCGAUCACCGAGGACGAAUACAACACCAUCGAUGCACUUCCAGAAGCCAAACGAGAUCUUUUAGAUACGGUGAAACUUGGCAUUUACCGACAGAUAGGAUCCCUGCAGGCAAGCGCGCAAGCGGCGGCGCGGCGUGCCGCCGAACUUGGGACGUCUUUGCACCAACUCACGGAAGAAAACAAAAGUUUGAAAAUUCAAAUUUUAGAACUCCAGUCAACGCUAGAGUUUGAGAAGCAGAGCUCGGCCAAAGAACUAAAGGAAGUUGGAAAUCAAAGAGCACGCAUACUCGAGUUGGAGGCCUCCGUGAAGGAUAUGGAAGGACGAUUAAAAGGCGCCUUCCUUGAUCAGGAACAGUUCCUCACGGCAAAGUUGACCGCACAGAUGAAAAUGGACGAGGUGGCACGCCUUUCCAUCCAAUUAGAGGAAGCUGAGCUGGAUUUGCAACGGUACAAAGCCAAUGCAGAAUGUAGCGAGCAGAAGCUUGACAUUCUCAAGUCGGAAUACUACGAAUUAAAGCUCAACUACAGCCAACGUAAUCUCGAACUGGAGAGCUCCCUCAAAGCGGCGAACGAAAAGCUUAAAACCUUGGGUGAUCUUGAAAUGGAAUCGGAGCUCUUUAUCUCGAAUCUCGCGUCGAGGAUUCCGGAGGAAUCGAUCAGUUCGGUCCACACACGACCUCUUCUGGAGGAAAACGCGGCAAACCGUGCGGGGGGGCUCAGCGCGAAAGACACCACGGACUACGAGAGCUGGCUUGCCCUUCCACGCUCGCGGAAGCUUGCGCACAGCCUAACGGUAACCAAGCGCUGUCUCCAUCUUGAAAACAAAGUCAGCUCACUUGAACACGACGUAACCUUCAAGGAAAGGCAAAUUGAACGGCUCCGCGUCUCCCUCAGCUCUGCGCGAGAGGCGUUAAACAAACAAAACAGCCCCUACGCCAUCGUGGAAAAGACCGUCGAGGAGCUCUACGACGAGAAUGAGGCACUCAAAGAACGGCUACGAAUUAGUGAGGUGGAGCGGCGGCAUCUCGCGGAGAAACUCCAAACGCGGACACGGGAGAUCGAGGUGUUGUGCAAGCACCGGGGAGACCUUCUGAAGAUGAAGUCGUUAUUGUCCAAAAUCGGCGUGGUGAACUGCGGGAACGACGUUGUGAAGGUGGAACAUACUAAUAGUAGGCGUAAUAGCGGUAAUAACAACAACAUCGCGAAGGAAUCGACACCUCGCCCUCAGCCUGUCGAGAUGGAUUCUUUCAGCAGUACGGCGUGUCCUGGGAUGUUCGCAGCCAUCCACAUCACCUCCUAA